Lotus japonicus is the source of this 2309-nucleotide messenger RNA. Its product is annotated as rhodanese-like domain-containing protein 6. The coding region runs from base 145 to 1986 and encodes 613 amino acids. Lineage: Eukaryota; Viridiplantae; Streptophyta; Magnoliopsida; Fabales; Fabaceae. The transcript has 9 exons. The record is from RefSeq and is a predicted model, not a curated record.
UUAACCAAUGGUUGGGGAUGUAAACCGCGGUUAGGCUGUAGCACUGGGUAGCAUUACCGUGCACCCGCAGUAGAGAAAUAUCGCCUCCCACUUUCACCGCGCAAACUGCGAUUGAGCCGCCACAAACAAACCCUCACCACCACCAUGGAAACCAUGUCCGGCGACAAAACCAUCGCGACGGAGCAAUACGGUGUCCUCCUGUAUUACAAGUACGCCGAGAUCCCCAACCUGAACGACGUCGUCACAUUCUACCGCUCCAACUGCUCCUCCCUCGGCCUCCUCGGCCGCGUUCGCAUUUCUCCCCACGGCGUCAAUGUCACCGUUGGUGGCAACUUACACUCUUUGGAGAAACACAUUGAAGCCCUCAAGUCCAACCAUGACUUAUUUGAAGGAACUGAUUUCAAGCUUGCAACCUGUCAUCACCCUUCAAAUGACAAGGUUGCUGAGGAAUCUGGUUUCACUUCACUCUCCAUUCGGAUCGUCAAGGAACUGGUUACUCUUAGUUCUCAUCCACUUUUGAAGUCGCCGGAAAUAUCAAAUGCUGGAAAACAUCUAUCUGCCACUGAGUUCCAUUCUUCACUUCACAAUGCUAACAGUGAGAGUCCGGAAAAGAGCCUUGUUUUACUUGAUGCGAGGAAUCUGUAUGAAACAAGAAUUGGGAAAUUUCAGGCACCGAAUGUUGAUACUUUGGACCCGCAAGUUAGGCAGUAUAGUGAUAUGUCGUCAUGGAUAGAUGCUAAUGGUGAGCAGUUGAAAGGCAAAAAUAUCCUCAUGUAUUGUACCGGUGGAAUUAGGUGUGAAAUGGCAUCGGCAUAUAUUAAGUCAAAAGGUGCUGGGUUUGAGAAUGUGUUUCAGCUAUUUGGUGGUAUACAACGGUAUAUGGAGCAAUUCCCAGAUGGUGGUUUCUUCAAAGGAAAGAAUUUUGUUUUUGAUCAUCGGAUAUCAGUUGGAAGUUCAGAUGCUAAUAUUAUUGGUACCUGCCUUAUUUGUCACUGCUCAUUUGAUGAUUACUCUUCACGCUGCCGAUGUACGCAUUGCAGAAUGCUUGUCUUGGUUUGUCAUGGUUGCCAGAAUGAAUCUGCACUGUAUGUUUGUGAGCUAUGCCAAAGACAGGGAAAGACUGUCAGGUCAAAGCAGUUAAUUGAAAAUGGUGAACCAGAACCAUCAUUACCAGAUCUUGAGAUACAUAAUUUUUCUUCAGACACUAUAGUCUUACCUCAAGUGCCUAGAGAAGAUGAUGUAAGGACCUCAAGAAAACUGAGAAUCUUAUGCUUGCACGGGUUUCGGCAGAAUGCAUCCAGUUUUAAAGGAAGAACAGCAUCACUAGCCAAAAAACUAAAAAAAAUGUCUGAAUUUAUUUUUAUAGAUGCCCCUCAUGAAUUGUCAUUCAUAUAUCAGACCCCCAUGCCAGUGCCCGACAUGAAUUGUGCAUCGCCAUCGUUACCUCCUAGUCCCCCACCUUCGCAGAGUUGCAACAAGAAGUUUGCAUGGUUUGUGGCACAAAAUUUUGACAGAAGCAGCGGUGUUGAUUGGAAGGUAGCAGAUGGCCCAUUUGAUCCGCUUCAGUACCAGCAGCAAACUGCUGGAUAUGAUAUUUCACUAUCACACUUGAAGAAAGUGUUCUCCCAAGAAGGGCCAUUUGAUGGAAUCUUGGGAUUUUCACAGGGAGCAGCAAUGGCUGCCUUAGUCUCCGCACAACAGGAAAAGCUAAGAGGUGAAAUGGAUUUCAAAUUCGUAGUCUUGUGCUCAGGCUUUGCUCUACAAGUGAAGGAGAUGGAGUUUGGUCCUAUAAAGUGCCCUUGUCUUCAUAUUUUCGGCAAUGAACAAGGUAAAGACAGACAGAUAGCCAACCAAGCUAGCAAGGAACUUGCUUCUCUAUAUGAUGAUAGUUGUUCUGUAAUAGUUGAACAUGAUUGUGGUCAUAUAAUUCCUACUCGAUCUCCUUAUAUUGAUGAGAUCAAGGAUUUCCUAGGCCGUUUUCUGUAAUAGGCCAAGUGAAAAAAAAAAACAAAUUUUUGAUAUCAUGUCUUCUACUAGCCAAAAUUUGCAACGUUCCUUGAUAUCAUGUCUUCUACGUGCCACCUUGCCAAUAAAAUUGCGCAGUGCUUUAAGGUUGUGCAAUUGUGUCAUUGGAUAUUGCCUCAUUCAAAUGCAGUGAGCACUACUUUCAGACAAUACUUGGUAGAGACUGACUGUUGGAAAUGGGUGCUUUGCUUUUGUCCUUUGCUCUGUCCAAUAUGAAUUGUAGCUCUUAAAUAAAACAAAAAUAUAAUUAAUAUUCUCAUUUUAUUUAAAUUAUAUAUUAGAUA